AUGAAGGAAGAAUGGGACUCUCCUACUUUGGCUCAUCCUAAGUUUGGGUUGAUCCUGGCUUCAUGUUCUUAUGAUGGAAAUAUAAUAAUCUGGAAGGAAGGUAAUCAGACUGAGUGGUCACAAGCUCAUGUCUUUGAUGAUCACAGAUCAUCUGUUAAUUCAAUCUCAUGGAUCACUUUGCCAUCAGGGGAUAAGCUUUACACAGGCAGUAAAGACGAGCAUGUCAGAAUUUGGGAUUAUGCAUCGGGACAGUUGCGUAUCCCCUGUUACAAGAUUGGAGUUCCUACUCAUUCCUCCAAGAUUAUUAAAAUGGGGUUGCUGCAAGAUUCGAGGCUCAUAGAAGCUACUUCAGAGCUCAGGAUUUUAGCCAAGGACUUGGAUAAUCAAAUCAUAAUAGCGAGUUGUGGAGCUAUCGGCCCUUUGGUUAACCUCCUUCGUAGUUCAGACAUGAAUACUCAAGAAAACGCGGUUACUGCUGUUCUGAACUUGUCUAUCAGUAACAACAAUAAGGUUAACAUUAUAAAAGCUGAGUCAAUUGAGCCUCUGAUCCAUGUCCUUCAGACAGGGACUCCUGAUGCCCGAGAAAAUGCUGCUGCAACUCUGUAUAGUUAUUUAUAA
This is a messenger RNA of Chenopodium quinoa (quinoa), 618 nucleotides long. RefSeq names its product U-box domain-containing protein 13-like. The transcript is spliced from 4 exons. The coding region runs from base 1 to 618 and encodes 205 amino acids. Gene Ontology annotation, cellular component: cytoplasm; nucleus. Lineage: Eukaryota; Viridiplantae; Streptophyta; Magnoliopsida; Caryophyllales; Amaranthaceae. The record is from RefSeq and is a predicted model, not a curated record. Gene Ontology annotation, molecular function: protein binding.